Molecule: messenger RNA, 2400 nt
Organism: Pieris napi
Lineage: Eukaryota; Metazoa; Arthropoda; Insecta; Lepidoptera; Pieridae
Product: monocarboxylate transporter 12-B-like
Exons: 11
Coding region: 679-2184 (501 amino acids)
Biological process (GO): transmembrane transport; nucleoside transport; monocarboxylic acid transport
Cellular component (GO): membrane
Molecular function (GO): monocarboxylic acid transmembrane transporter activity; nucleoside transmembrane transporter activity
Source: RefSeq, a predicted model, not a curated record
AUAUGGUGACAAAUUACAAGAAAUGGGACAUCGAACUACAGGAGCAGCGAUGGUUCUGAGUGUAAUGCUUUGCGUGAUAAAUUUCGGUUGUUUGGACCGUUUGUUGGCAAUUAAAAAAAAGAAUUUGUAAAUGGUUUUUCUGAUGAUUUCAAAACAGGAUCCUUAAAUAAAACGCCGGAACUAAAGAAAAAUGCAUUAGAAAGAAUUUACGAAUUAUUUGACAUAUCCCUAUUAUCAAGUCCACGUUUUAUUAAUGUUAUUAUCGGAAUCGGUUUAACGUAUAUUUCGAUUCAGAAUUUCGGCAUGUUGUUCCCAUUUUUCUUACUGAAUAUAGGUAUGAGCAGAAAUGAAACGGCUACAUGUAUGUCUGCAGUGGCAUUAGCUGACAUUUUUCGAAGGCUUAUUGUACCACAAGUCCAAGUUAGAUUAAAAUUGACAGCUCGAUUGACGAUGUUUUUAACAUGCAUUUGGAUAAUAAUAACGAGGCAAAUAUUAGCAUAUCAAACAGAUUUGACAUCCUUAUUAGUUUUAUCCGCAUUAUACGGCAUCGGACGGAGCAUGGUCAUCGUAGCAAGGAAUUUGACUAUAACUGAGCAUUGCAGAGCCGACCAAGUGGCCUCUGCCGUCGGACUUGAAUACUAAGAAUAUAAUUAAUGAUUAUUUAGAAAAGUAAUUAAAAUGAAAAAUUCCCUAGUUUCCUUAACAAAAACCGAGAAGAGAGUAAAAUUAGUGCCACCUGAUGGAGGUUGGGGCUGGAUGAUAUUACUCGGUACUGGUCUUUCAAAUAUUUUCAACCAGUCUAUGCUGUCCCUAUUCAGUUUAUUGUAUGGGGAUGCAUUAGAGGCAAUGGGACAUAGGACAGCUGGGGCUGCUAUAGUAAUGAAUACUAUGUUAUGUGUAAGUAACUGUAGUGGACCAUUCGCCGGAGUCCUAGUUAAGCUAACUUCACCCAGAUUUGUAUGCGUUACUGGAUCUAUCAUUUGCACUGUUGGAAUUUUCUUAAGUGGAUUUUCUACUAAUAUUAUUCACCUUGUUAUCACUUAUGGGAUACUUUUGGGCGCUGGAUUGGGUUUUAUACAAAAUGCGUCCUUCGUAGCCAUAAAUAGUUACUUUAAAUUGAAAAAGAGUAUUGCAGUUGGCAUCGCAAUGACUGGAACGGGGAUUGGUCAGACUCUGAUGCCUCAUGUAGUCCGAUAUCUAUUGGAUAGCUACGGAUUUAGAGGUGCAUGUUUGCUGCUCUCAGCAAUGAGUUUACAUGGGAUUUGUGGUACGUUACUAAUUCAACCGGUGGAAUGGCAUAUGAAAAAGAUUGAGGAGGAAGUAGUGGUUGAUGAAAAGGUUAAUUUAUUGGAGGAAAGUAAGAAAAACGACGAAUUAAAUAAUACAGCACAACGCGCUACUUCACCGAUUGUGAAUGAUGACGGCAAACAGAAGCUAGUUCCUGAUUUUCAUAGUCAUAGGGAUUUAAAAUCAUUAGGAGAUAGUAAAUCAAAUGGCCAUCUCAAUGGAACCAGUAAAAGCCCACAGAACACGAAAAGCGGUUUAAGAAAAUUAUAUGAAUUAUUUGAUAUAUCUCUUUUGAAAAAUCCACGUUUCUUGAACGUUAUUAUUGGAACUGCUUUAACAUCUAUUUCAUUGCAAAACUUCAGCAUGUUGUAUCCAUUAUUCUUACAGAAUGCAGCAGGUAUGAAUAAACAAGAAACUGCCAAUUGUAUGUCGGCCGUAGCGUUUGCAGAUAUUAUUGGAAGACUUUCUAUACCGCAGCUUCAGGCUAAAUUUAAUAUUUCAGCUCGAAUGACAUUGAUUAUAACCUGUAUUUGGGUAUUUAUUGUGAGACAGAUCCUGGCGUACCAAACGGAUAUAUAUGUUAUACUGGUAUUAUCCUCAAUGUAUGGUAUCGGACGGAGUAUGGUAAUUGUGGCCAGGAAUAUAACAAUUUCCGAACAAUGCCAGGUGGAACAAGUUGCUUCAGCUGUAGGUCUUGGGAUGUUAAGUAUGGGAUUGCUCACGCCACCAAUUGGAUAUUUCCUAGGAUGGGUUCGAGACUUUACAGAAGAUUAUAUCGCCUGUAUCAGUGCGCAAAACGCAAUAUUGAUACUAUUCUUAAUAAUGUGGAUACCUGAUAUGUUGCAUCAGUACUACCAGAAGAAGAAAGAGAAAGUAGACGAGACCGAAAUGACGUAAAGACUAAGACACAUGAACUUGUGAUAUUAUUAUAGCUAUGAUUUUGCAUAAUCUGAUAGAGAUAAUUCCAUAGAACACGGUGGCUGUGAUAUUUUGUCCUACGUAAACCAGUGAGCAUUUAUGGAGACUGAUAAUGUUUUAUGCGAAGAGAGACUAUAAUUUAAGUAUUCCAUAUACCUCUAGACACCUAGUCUAAUAAAUUAUUGUUAAUUGUUA